UGAGCAGCAUAAUAAUAAGUCAUGGGUUUUACUUUCUCCAAUUCAAACUCACACACCAAAAACCCUUUCAACCGUUAACAUAAAAUUUAGAGUAUUUAUUAAAUUACCAAUAGCCAUGACUGUAUCAAGAUUUUUACUCUUUUCUUCCAAACACCGUUCCUCCCGUGAAGCUCUCGCUCUUCUUCUUCCUAGGUGCGUUCCCUCCAACACAAUUCAAUCUGUUAGAUAUACAAAUUCUUCAAAACAUGAUAAACCAAGACAUGAUCUUCACCCUGUAUUUCCUUCACAAUCUGAGGGUUCUCGCUCGUGGGGAGCUUAUACUGCUUCAGCUGUUGCUCUAGGAUUUGCCGGGAUUGCAGCUUUUUUUCAUUAUAAUGAUGAAAGGAGAGCUGUUCCAAAAGGUUAUCCGGGGGAUAGCCACGAUAGAAAUGUGGUCGGUGGACCUAUAGUUGGCGGUCCCUUUACACUGGUUAAUAAAGAAAAACAAACUGUUACGGAACAUGAUUUUCUUGGUAAUUGGAUCCUCCUCUACUUUGGUUAUACCUCGUCUCCUGAUAUCGGGCCAGAGCAAGUUCACCUUAUGGCAAAAGCAAUUGAUAUCUUAGAAUCAAAACAGAAUCUUCAAAUUCUACCUGUAUUUGUUACCAUCGAUCCUCAACGCGAUACUCCCUCACAACUCCGUGCAUACCUUGAAGAGUUCAACUCAAGAAUCGUAGGAUUAACUGGAACAGUUGUAGCUAUUAGGAAGAUGACACAAGAAUAUCGUGUGUAUUUUAAAAAGGUAGAAGAGGAUGGUGCUGAUUAUCUCGUCGACAGUUCCCACAACAUGUAUUUGUUGAACCCUAACAUGGAGGUUGUGAGAUGCUUUGGGGUCGAGUAUAACGCUGAGCAGUUGACAGAUGCGAUAGGGAAAGAGCUGAACAAAACACCCUUGUGAUGAUACUUUAGAGUAGAAAUUUUAUGCUUUACUUUACUUCUGUCUCUAAGAGCCAAUGUUUUUCUGCUGUUGCAUAACAAGAAUCUUAUUUUCCAUUUCUAAAGGCUGUGAUUUUUAUAUUGA
Messenger RNA from Lathyrus oleraceus (garden pea), 1060 nucleotides. RefSeq names its product protein SCO1 homolog 2, mitochondrial. NCBI's taxonomy places the organism in Eukaryota, Viridiplantae, Streptophyta, Magnoliopsida, Fabales, Fabaceae. The transcript is spliced from 7 exons. The record is from RefSeq and is a predicted model, not a curated record. Gene Ontology annotation, biological process: mitochondrial respiratory chain complex IV assembly. Bases 116 to 937 code for a protein of 273 amino acids.